This is a messenger RNA of Westerdykella ornata, 687 nucleotides long. RefSeq lists its product as uncharacterized. Bases 1 to 687 code for a protein of 228 amino acids. The record is from RefSeq and is a predicted model, not a curated record. The transcript is spliced from 2 exons. Lineage: Eukaryota; Fungi; Ascomycota; Dothideomycetes; Pleosporales; Sporormiaceae.
AUGCCCUCCACGUUCUCCCUCAUAAUCUCCACCCUCCUCCCUCUCUCCACCACCGCCCACUUCGUCCUCAACUGGCCGCCCAGCCGCGGCUUCGAAGACUCCUCCGCUACCAACUUCCCCUGCGGCGGCUUCGACUCCGUAAAACCGCCCCGCACAGAAUGGCCCAUCAAGGGCGGGCCCGUCCAACUGCGCAUGCACCACCCCCAGACACGCGUCAAGGUGUUCAUGGCGCUUGGAGACGAUCCCGGCACGAGUUUCAAUGUGGUGCUCAGGGAGCAAUUUGCGCAGGAAGGGUUGGGCAAUUUCUGCGUCGGCGGGUUGAGCGUACCGGAGGGGGUGAAUGUGAGCGAUGGGAUGAGUGCGACGAUUCAGGUUGUGACGAAUGGGGAUCCCGAGGGCGGGCUUUAUCAGACGACGCAGUGCGCAGACGUCAAGCUCGUCAACACCGUCUCCGAAGACCUCGCGCAGCAUUGCAACAACGGCACGAUCAAGAUCACGGAGGAGAACAUCAAGGGGAAUCCGAAUGAGACGAGUUCCUCUGAGCCGGCUCCGUCGGGAUCUUCGCCUUCGGAGGGAGCGCCUGCUGCGACGACCUCGGCCCCGGCGCCAGGAAUGGCGGCACAGCAUUUGACGGCCGUGUCGUGGUUGCUGGGAGUGGUGGGUGUGGUGGGGUUUGCCAUGUUGUAG